Molecule: messenger RNA, 4144 nt
Organism: Strigops habroptila (Kakapo)
Lineage: Eukaryota; Metazoa; Chordata; Aves; Psittaciformes; Psittacidae
Gene: A1CF
Product: APOBEC1 complementation factor
Exons: 12
Coding region: 132-1901 (589 amino acids)
Cellular component (GO): nucleus
Molecular function (GO): mRNA binding
Source: RefSeq, a predicted model, not a curated record
UUAGGGAAUAACCGGAGUGACACGUCGCAAACUCUCCAUAAUCAAGGAGACCUUUUUCCUGGGUGGUGAUCUCCAAAAUUGCUCAGUGAGCAACCUUAAUUAACCUGAUUUUUUGCUGAUAAUCACUCACAAUGGAAUCAAAUCACAAAUCCGGGGAUGGAUUGACCGGCACACAGAAAGAAGCCGCUCUCCGUGCAUUAAUUCAGCGAACAGGAUAUAAUUUGAUGCAGGAAAAUGGGCAGAGGAAAUACGGAGGCCCACCACCUGGCUGGGAUGGCCCUCCACCAGAGAGGGGGUGUGAGAUCUUUAUUGGGAAACUGCCCCGAGACCUCUUUGAAGAUGAACUUAUACCACUAUGUGAAAAAAUUGGCAAAAUCUAUGAAAUGAGAGUGAUGAUGGACUUUAAUGGCAACAACCGGGGCUAUGCCUUUGUGACCUUCUCAAACAAACAGGAGGCGAAGAGUGCGAUAAAGCAACUCAAUAAUUACGAAAUUAGGAACGGGCGUCUCCUCGGAGUCUGUGCCAGCGUGGACAACUGCCGCUUGUUUGUGGGAGGGAUCCCCAAAACCAAGAAGAGGGAGGAAAUUUUAGCAGAGAUGAAGAAAGUCACAGACGGAGUCGUGGACGUCAUUGUCUACCCUAGCGCAGCUGAUAAAACCAAAAACCGGGGUUUUGCUUUUGUGGAAUACGAAAGCCAUCGGGCGGCAGCCAUGGCCAGGAGAAAAUUGCUGCCAGGAAGGAUCCAGUUGUGGGGACACCCUAUCGCCGUUGACUGGGCAGAACCCGAAGUGGAGGUGGAUGAAGACACCAUGUCAUCGGUAAAAAUUCUAUACGUGAGGAACCUCAUGCUCUCAACAACUGAAGAGACCAUAGAAAAGGAGUUCAACAACAUCAAACCAGGUGCAGUAGAGAGAGUAAAGAAAAUUAGAGACUACGCCUUUGUGCACUUUAAUAAAAGAGAAUAUGCGGUGGAAGCUAUGAAAGCCUUGAAUGGGAAGGUGCUGGAUGGGUCCCCAAUCGAGGUGACGUUAGCCAAACCCGUUGACAAAGACAGCUAUGUCAGAUACACCCGGGGCACAGGCGGCAGAGGCACCAUGCUACAAGGAGAAUACACCUACGCCUUCGGACAUGUGUAUGACCCCGCCACCGCCUACCUGGGUGCCCCAGUUUUCUACGCGCCCCAAGCCUAUGCAGCUAUCCCCAACUUCCACUUCCCCACCACCAAGGGGCUCAGCAACAGGAGCAUCAUCCGGCCCCCGUCCAUCCGAGAAAUUUACAUGAAUGUACCUGUAGGGGCUGCGGGAGUUAGAGGACUGGGAGGUCGAGGCUACCUGGCGUACACGGGCCUGGGGCGAGGAUACCAGCUCAAAGGAGAAAAGAGGGGAGAGGAUAAACUCUACGACCUCUUGCCAGGAAUGGAGCUCACGCCAAUGAACCAUGUCACGCUAAAGCCCCAAGGGAUCAAACUCGCUCCUCAGAUUUUAGAAGAAAUCUGCCAGAAAAACAACUGGGGACAGCCUGUUUACCAGCUCCACUCUGCAAUUGGCCAAGACCAAAGACAGCUCUUCUUAUACAAAAUCACCAUCCCUGCCCUUGCCAGCCAAAAUCCCACCAUACAUCCCUUCACACCACCCAAGCUCAGCGCCUAUGUCGAUGAAGCCAAAACCUACGCAGCAGAAUACACCCUUCAGACACUGGGGAUUCCCAUGGAGGGAGCAGAGAUGCCUUCUGCAGCACCAGCUUUUCCAGGAUAUACCAUUGCUAAUGCAGCUGCAACCGUCACAGCCACUCAGCUCAAACAAGCAGUGACUAUGGGACAAGACUUAGCAACGUAUGCAGCCUAUGAAGCCUACCCUGCUUUCGCAGUCGCUGCACGCAGCGAUGGCUACGGAGCAUUUUAAUCCUGUCUUUAAUCAAGUUCCCUUAAAUUGAGCACAGGCAGAAAACAAAUCUCAGUCUGGUAAUUCUUACACCCUCAUGAUUUUAAAGUGAUCCGUUGCCUAAAGUUAGAUUUUAGUCAGAAUUUAAUUUCUGUAGUUCUUUAGUUUCAUAACAGGAUACUAGGGGGGAAAGGAGAAAAUAAAAAAAAAACAAAGAAAAAAAUCACUCAAAAUCAGAUUUUCAUGCUAGAAAGCAGAAUCUCAGCCCAGAAAAUGAAUGGUUCUCAGAUGUGUGUAUAUACAUACAUAUGUAUAUGUAUGUAUACAUACAAAGAGUCCAUUGUGUAUGUGUUUACAAGCAACAACCUGUGCUGAAAACAGUCCCAUGGACAUUGUGACAUGAGACUGGGGCACAAUGGGGUGUCUCUAGGAAGGCCCUCUGUGCACCAGGAGUUCUCCUCUAUUCACCCCAAAAUUUCUCAAGCCAGGCAGAGGAAUGGGUAAAAUGAAAGGUUGCCCUUUGGCCAUUUGGAGGUCUCCAGUUUGCCUCUUACUGCCUCUGAGCAUUCCAUGCCACCAGUGCUGUAAGGAUGUGUUCAGACAUUGCAAGCACCUUUAAAACUCGUUCUGGCAUAGCCAAGGAAAAAACACACUUAUCAUAAAUGUGUCUGCCCACCGUAACAGGCUAGUUUGCAUGCUCUUGAAUGCUAAUUUGAUUUUUAAAUCAGGAGGCAAGCGUUGAGCAGAGCUUUCCCUCUUACUUUGCUACUUCCCAGCCAUACCUACAAGCCACAAAACAGCAAAUAACGGUGUAUUUUUCCCACCUCCUAUCAAAUGGCACUUUCAGUGAAAGAUAGGAAAACUUUUAGGACUAUUCAGAUUGAGGACCAGAAAAAUACUAUUCACCAGGGCCAAUUCUCUACUUAAUUAGAGCACAAGAGCUCACAGCCACAGCCCAGUAAUAAAAGGCACCUCUACAAGAAUGAAAAUGUAUACAGGGAAACUUUUUGACAGGAUGGAAAGAGCCCUGCCUGGCUAUAAGCGCUGCUUUGCACAUUAAAGCAAGGCUGCUGGCUGCUGCAAUUCUUGUAAAAUUUAAUUUAGUGGAAGAGGGUUCAUGUCAACAGUAAAGGUACCUCUUGUUUUGGAGAGUACCAGUGAGCAUCCUCUAGGUUACAGCAGGAAGGCAUUAUCCAUUUAUUUUUGCCAUCAAAUUGAGGCAAGAGUAACGAUGCUAUAGAGAUAUAGAAGAAACCCGGUGUUAGAAAAAUACAGCAGACAGGUUAAUCCUGUCGAAUAUGUCCUAUAAAGUAAUGCACAAUAAGAAAACUUAUCUGCUCGGUUUAGGACAAAAAAUAAGCCUUUUGGGGGGAGAAUUUAAAACGAGGUUGAUGAUACCCAUUGAUUCCAACAGAUCUGACCCCACAGUUUUCAUCCACUCUAAAAUGUGCAAUGUAACACUGUACAAUCCAUUUCAAGUGGAGUUUUCCCCAUGCAUCCAGAAAGCUGUACAAAACACAAUGGUGCAUGAAAAGGUGUUGACUACCACGAGCUAUGUUUUUUGUAUUCUCAUGCUUUGGCUGACUUGAUUUCACUAGGAAUGGAACAAAAACACAUAAGCUGUAUACUUUGCAAUCCUUUUAGAUGCUUUCUAUUUAUAAAGUAGCUCAUUAAGGUGAUCCUAAAGGUAUUACAAGCCCUUUGUGGUUGCUGUUCAGCAUGCUUGUCAGCACAGAAAAAGACAAACCUGUUCACAGAGGGCAAAAUAACUGAGUGUUAUGAGUAUGGCUUUAUUUCCUCUUCUAUGUCUUUUAAGUAGUGUUUGACUGCCAAUAAGUAACAUAUCCAUGUCUCUCUCUCUCUCUCUCUCUAAAAGACUACCAUUGGCAGAAAGUGUUUCUCUCUUUCCAUGUUCGGUAACUUUAGUCUGCUUUUUCAGCUAUUUAUGUAAAUUCAGAAAGAUGUCAAAGAAAAGGGCAAGAAGCAGUAUUAAAAAGUGUGUGCAUGAAGCACUUAUUUUUGUACGCGUAGUACAAUAUUUGUAUAGAGUUUUAACACUAUGAAGUGUAGUGAAAAAUCAUGCUAUCCAUUUACUGGACAAUGAUCAUGUAUGUUUAAAAAGAAUGAAGUGGAAAUGGCAUCUCAAUCAUCCGUUACAAGGAAAUUAUAACUGUGAUUAAGUUCUGUGAAGCAAGUCUGUAAUUCUAGAGUAAUCCAAGGACGUUAACUGGACUUUGAGAUAUCAUUAAAACUUUUUAAACAAA